CAAGUAAAAAAAGAAACGGGAGAGGGGCAAAGAACAUACCUUCAGUGAUGUCCUCAACAUCGCCCUUGUCACCAAAGCACCUGCGAGCAUGAGCUUAGCAAGACGAAGACCAAGAUACAAUAGGUGGGGUGGUGGGAGCAUACUGAGUGAACUUCCACGUGGGGGAGUUCGCUUCGCUAUCGACCAUUUUGGGGAGCAGCGAUAGCGGGGGCUAGACAGGGUGCAGGAGGGUAUCUAGAGAGAUUGAAGAGGAGAGGUGAAAGAAAGUCUGGUGAGGGCGAGGGGCCAGGGAGGGGGAUGGGCCAAAGCAGGUCGCUGGGGAUGAGCGGCGGAGCUUGCGUGGGCAAGGUGGAAGGAGAUGGUCGGGAGAAGAGCUACAGCAGGACACGCCUAGUUUUGCAAGAGGCGGGCGGUGUCGUCGUUGGCAGUCGUAGUCGUCGUCGAUGUGGUUGUCGCCGGCCGGUAUUUCAGCGGGAGCAGGCAACGGGCGGCGAUCGGGGUGGAGGCGGAAGGGUGGUGUUGGAGGUGGUGGUGAUGGAUGAUGUAGGUCGGCCGGCGUUCGAGGCGGUCGUUGGUGGGUUGAGAGUGGGCGGGCGGCGGGCGCGAGGGCAGCAGCAGCUAGCAGCAACGACACAGAGUGGCGGAGAGGCGGCAAGGCGGAGAUGCGGAGAGGCGGUCGCUAUGUCGGUCAGGACCGCGUGGAAGGGGAAGAGGCGAGCGAGGAUGAAGGCCAAGGGAUGCCGCGGCGAGCGAGAGAUGGUCGAGAGGACGAGUUUGGGGCGAGGGAUGUGACGCAGCAGGGCCCAAGGGUGAGGUGCAAGUUUGAUUUGGGAUCGGACGGGACAGGUGUGAUGGGGUUGGUGCGUGUGCUCGAUGAGGUGUGAG
Molecule: messenger RNA, 885 nt
Organism: Ilyonectria robusta
Lineage: Eukaryota; Fungi; Ascomycota; Sordariomycetes; Hypocreales; Nectriaceae
Exons: 1
Coding region: 298-792 (164 amino acids)
Source: RefSeq, a predicted model, not a curated record